AUGCUCGUUACUGCUUCGCUAACUAUUAUAAUCUCUUGUGUUAAAUCUAGUCGUGUUUGCUUAAGUCGCUUAUUGUCAGCAGGAAAUAUGAACAAGCGUACUGCACCUGAAUGGAAAGUGCCUUCACCUGAAGUUAAGGUCGAUUUGCCUCCCCUUAAAUUGUUUAACAGUCUUUCUAAUAGCAAAGUUCCCUUUGUUCCUCAAAAAGGUAAAGAUGUGACGUGGUACUGCUGUGGUCCAACUGUUUAUGAUUCCUCCCAUAUGGGCCAUGCGAGAUCAUACAUUUCGUUUGACAUUAUUCGCCGCGUUCUUGUCGAUUAUUUUGGUUUUAAUGUUAAAUAUAUCAUGAAUAUUACUGAUAUUGAUGACAAAAUAAUCAAAAGGGCCCGUCAACACUAUUUAAUUUCCAAUUACUUUGAAAGCGCUUCAUCAGUCGCCCAAGUUAAGCAGGAUAUUCGUGAAGCUAUAAAGCUAUUAGAUGAAAAAUCAAAAACUCACCCGGAACCUGAUCAAAGGGAUUAUCUUAAGCGUGAAGUAAUUCGUCUUAAAAUUCUCCUUACAAGUCGAAUAACUGUUACGAGUCUUCUCUCCGGGGCUCAGGACGCUUUAGCUAAUUUUCUGGAUUCAAAAUUCGGUUCAUCGAUUUCCGAUUUCAAGAUUUUUGAAGCUCUCCCUAGAAGGAUAGAAAAGGAAUUUCUGGGUGAUAUGAGGUCAUUAAACGUUCUUGAUGCCGACAGGUUGACAAGAGUUAGUGAAUAUAUUGAUCCCAUAAUUACGUUCAUUCAGAGGAUCAUUGAUAAUGGAUUCGCCUACUCAGUCGCGUCUGGUUCUGUGUACUUCAACACAAAGAAGUUUGCUGAAACCGAUGGUCAUUUCUACGCUAAAUUGGUCCCCACUGCGUAUGGUGACGCAGCAAAGUUAACCUCUGGUGAGGGGGAUCUCACAACCACAGAAACUGAGAAACGCAAUUUCAGUGAUUUUGCUCUCUGGAAGGCCUCAAAACCCGGUGAACCCGCUUGGCCUUCUCCCUGGGGUCCUGGUCGACCCGGUUGGCAUAUUGAGUGUUCUGUCAUGGCAAGUGAUGCCAUUGGUGACUGCAUGGAUAUCCACACUGGUGGAGUGGAUCUUAAAUUCCCUCAUCAUGACAACGAACUCGCCCAAUCGGAGGCUCAUUUUGGUCAUUCUCAUUGGGUGAAUUACUUCCUUCACGCUGGACACUUGACUAUCAGUGGUUGCAAGAUGUCCAAGUCUCUGAAGAACUUUAUCACUAUUCGUGAUGCCUUGAAACAACAUACGGCUCGUGAACUUCGUUUCGCCUUCCUUCUUCAUAGCUGGAGAGAUACCCUGGACUAUGGCGCAGAUACGAUGAGUGAAGCUCUAGCUUUCAGCAAAACUAUCAAUGACUUUCUGUUUAAUGUCUCGCAUACUCUGAGACUCCUUUCGCUCAGCAAGCAGAAAGCUGAUGGGGAUUUGCCGGAAAAUCAGGAUCUCACAGGUACUCUUGCCGCUGCCCAAAAGGAGGUGUUUGAUGCUCUUUGUGAUUCGAUCGAUACUCAGCGUGCACUGCUUGCUAUCCGCAAAUUGAUUAAUGCUUAUAAUCAGGUGGACUGCGCACAACCCUUGGGAACAACCUCACAAUGCCUUACUGCCAGGGCCUAUCAAUCAUAUUCUCUUGCUGCUUUUAUCCUUCGUCUGCUCUGCGUCUUUGGCGCCUCCGACCAGACAGCACUCUCGGACACAUGGCCUGACUUUGGAAAAAGUGCCCAGCCAUGCCUCGCUUGGCCAAUCCCCCAUGAAAAGGCAGUUAAGGAGAUUACUAAUAGCACCCUUUGGAUUUCAAUGGAUGCAUUGAAUAAGGAGAUCCUUGCUACUGCUUUCCAUGGAGCUGCAGAAGCUUGCCAGAUGUUUAUCAAAGAAAUACGAGAGGUUGCAUCCAACGCGAUGCAGGUUGUGGACAUUAUUGCCGACUUCGAGGCUUCACUUAAGAGGGACUGCAAUUUCGAUCUUGAAAAUCUCCCAUGUGAUGUUAAUUGUAAGUACUUUUAUUUGAAAGUUCAUUUCUUUCCCCAAGGGUACUUUAUUGACGGUUUCCCACUUAAAUGUGACUAUGUAGUACUAGCUACCAAAAAUGAUAUGAAAAUAUUAUUAUGGGAAAUUUUUGAAUGUUCGCUCUUGUCUAAACUAACGUUGGUUUAUAUGCAUUAA
This is a messenger RNA of Rodentolepis nana, 2205 nucleotides long. Lineage: Eukaryota; Metazoa; Platyhelminthes; Cestoda; Cyclophyllidea; Hymenolepididae. The record is from the annotation of a GenBank genome assembly.